AGGGCUAGCCGUUUCAGGUCAAACAUGUGGGUCAUCGAUUGGGCGAAAUCCCAUCCGCAGGCCGCGGCGUUGUACACAUGCUUCGCGGUCGGCGUUCUCGUCGUUUACAGGACCCUCACCACAAAGGCUACUGGCGAGUAUGAUUAUAUCCUUACGCUGUCGGCCGCUCUGCAGACGCUCGCUUUCGGCCUGCUGGAUUUUGACACCAAGAGCAACGUAGGCGAGGGGCUCAGCGAGAAGACGCUCGUGGCUUUCCUGCUCGCCCACAUGGCCAGGACGAGCACGACCUUCACCGGCGAGGGCUACAUCCCCGAGGACAACACCGCCGACGUAUACUUGUACCAGCUGCUAGAGGUUGCUGGCGUGGCCUUCCUGGCGCACAAGUUGAACAAGGUGAAGGCCGCGAGGUCCAUGAACCAGAUCGCCCAGGGCGUGGAGCGAUGGAGCCUAGUUGGGAGCAUGGUCGGCCUCGCGCUGGCGCUCGGGUACUUCACGAAGAGCACGGGGCACAACCAGUUCUGGAUGGACUGGGCCUGGAUGGCGUCCGUCUGGCUGGAGGCGUUCGCGCUCUUCCCGCAGGUGUACUUGCUCAUUUCCGCCGCGGCCCCCUACGUGGACGACACGGCGGUGCACUUCGCAGGCCUCACGCUUAGCGCCAGCGGCUUCUUCGCCCUCUUCUGGGGCAGGGCGGCCAAGGUAACGGAGGAUUAUGACAUGUUUUCGACCGAGCACCGGCGCCGACAACGCGAUCCCACGGAGGAUAGGUACAACGAGUUCGAGAAAACCGGCGAGCACCUCUUUUUCAUCGCCAUCAUGGGCGCGGUCAUGGUCCGGGUGACCCUCUGCUCGGCGUAUUUCUACGUCUUCAUGAAAACAUCGCGAGGUCACAAGGGGGCCCUGGUGUCCAGCGGCAAGGGCGAGUACGAGCUGUGCAUGUCAGAUGACCAGACCGACUUUGACGAGCUGUGACCCGUCGCGCGGGAGGGGCCCAGAGGCGGGUGCCAGCCUCGCGGGCCCAGCAUUUAUUCAGCUGGUAUGAGUUACAGUUGUAUUUUCCGUCGUGCGCCCGCCACAAGCCCUUCGUGCUUCUGUCAUCCCCGUCUGCCCCUUCUGCCUCCCCCACUGAUCCUCCACC
Molecule: messenger RNA, 1135 nt
Organism: Prorocentrum cordatum
Lineage: Eukaryota; Dinophyceae; Prorocentrales; Prorocentraceae
Source: the annotation of a GenBank genome assembly